Molecule: messenger RNA, 1218 nt
Organism: Aspergillus affinis
Lineage: Eukaryota; Fungi; Ascomycota; Eurotiomycetes; Eurotiales; Aspergillaceae
Product: 25S rRNA (uracil2634-N3)-methyltransferase
Exons: 2
Coding region: 1-1218 (405 amino acids)
Biological process (GO): rRNA base methylation
Cellular component (GO): cytoplasm
Molecular function (GO): rRNA (uridine-N3-)-methyltransferase activity
Source: RefSeq, a predicted model, not a curated record
AUGCCCAAAUCCUCCAAGAAAGCCCGGUCGCAGGUUCCCGUGGCCGGUGGCGCCGCCCGUUCAAAUCCCAAAAAGGGCCGCAAAAUGCACACCUUUUCCAAGCUCUCGACGGCGCAAAACCCCGGCGCCGCCAACGCUCAAAGUCAAUCUAAGAAGCAACCGGCUCAACAGAAACGGCCGAUCAUCCCGUUCGGUACCAAUGAUCAUAUUUUACUUGUUGGCGAAGGAGAUUUCUCCUUUGCGCGCUCUUUGGUGACGCAGCAUCGCUGCCGGCAUGUUUUGGCUACCUGCUAUGACUCUAAAGAGGUGCUCUGUGAGAAGUACCCCAAAACAGAAGUAACGAUCAGUGAGAUUCUCGGCGCUUUCUCUAAGAAGGCCGGCGGCGAAGCGGUGAGCAAUGAGGGCCAGGCCGAGGACAGGACGGCUCCCGGGAAGGUAUCCGACAGUGUUCAAAAGAGUCGAGGGCCGAAUGUCCUCUUUUCAGUCGACGCCCGGAAGCUUGGGCUAGCCUCCGGGGGUGGCAAGGACGUUCGUCAGGGCUUUCCCCGGCGAAAGCGUAAGCGCCCUGCUUGGAUAGAGGCGAAGGAGGGACCGUCAUCUGCAACGAAAGGCGGACCGUGGGACAUCAUCUGCUUUAAUUUCCCCCAUGUCGGUGGUCUGUCCACCGAUGUCAACCGACAAGUUCGCGCCAAUCAGGAGUUGCUCGUGGCGUUUUUCAAGGCUUGCGUCCCGUUUCUAUCCUUGCCUCAAAGGGUCGACGAAGACCUUGACGAGGACGAGUGGGAAUAUAGCGACGAUGACGAAGAUUCGGACUUGGAUGAGCAGAAUUCUCCUUCGGCAGACGCUCCGGGUCCAGCGAAAAGCCAAAUAAGGACGGAGCCUGGACAAAUAUUAGUAACCAUGUUCGAGGGAGAGCCUUACACCCUCUGGAACAUCAGGGACCUGGCACGCCACGCCGGUCUGAGGGUUGUUACAAGUUUCAAAUUCCCAUGGAGCUCCUAUAAAGAUUAUUCCCAUGCCCGGACGAUAGGGGACAUCGAAGGAAAGCAUGGAGGAAGAGGUGGCUGGCGAGGUGAGGAUAGAGACGCUAGGAUGUACGUGUUUGAGGUCAAGCAGGAAGACCAUCCUGCACCUAUGAGGAACCCUAAAUCCUCAGGCAAGAACGGUAGUGCGGGAAGGAAGAGGUCGAGAGACGCGUCUGAGAGUGACAGCGAUUAG